GCAGCGGCCAAGGAGAGACUGGUGGCCAUUCCAUUGCCGUCCAUCCCUGCUUCGUAUACGGAGGAGCAACGUGUGCUGUUCCUGGCUGGAUUCGUUAGCACAGAGAAUAUCCUGAUGGUAUGGUUGCUAGGCGACACCAUUCAAGUAGGCUGA
Molecule: messenger RNA, 153 nt
Organism: Sphaeroforma arctica JP610
Lineage: Eukaryota; Ichthyosporea; Ichthyophonida
Exons: 1
Source: RefSeq, a predicted model, not a curated record